UGGCUGGGUGAGCUAAUGGUAAUCACGUGCAUUAUUGUAGACCUCAGCUCAAAAUGUCUGGAGAGAACCAACCUCUUACAAGUCCUCCUGGUGGCCAAACAAUUGUUAUUACUCAGCCGCCAACGUUUGUGGUGUACGAGCGUCGUUUUGGAACUGGUGAUCACUAUCUUCUCCUGUCCAUCAUCAUCUCCAUAGUCUGCUUCCUGUUCUGUGGAUGGCUCACACUCAUUUGCACUAUUCCAGCCAUUUUAUUUGCACUUUCUGCGCAAGAUGCUGAAUCGAGAGGUGACAAUGUAACUAUGGAGAAGAAAGCCAAGACUGCUCUUAUACUUGAUAUAGCUGGCAUGAUCACUGGAGCUGUCAGCUUUGCCUGUUUUGUCAUAAUUGUUAUCUUUAACAGUUAAGAAAAACAUUUUGUGUGUUGUUAAUCAAUGAAUUUUAAAUAGAGUCAAUUCAAUUCCUCAUGCA
Molecule: messenger RNA, 468 nt
Organism: Amphimedon queenslandica
Lineage: Eukaryota; Metazoa; Porifera; Demospongiae; Haplosclerida; Niphatidae
Exons: 4
Coding region: 54-404 (116 amino acids)
Source: RefSeq, a predicted model, not a curated record